Actinia tenebrosa (Australian red waratah sea anemone) is the source of this 1970-nucleotide messenger RNA. Its product is annotated as melanocyte-stimulating hormone receptor. The record is from RefSeq and is a predicted model, not a curated record. Gene Ontology annotation, biological process: G protein-coupled receptor signaling pathway. NCBI's taxonomy places the organism in Eukaryota, Metazoa, Cnidaria, Anthozoa, Actiniaria, Actiniidae. Gene Ontology annotation, cellular component: membrane. Gene Ontology annotation, molecular function: G protein-coupled receptor activity.
CUCAACCAAUGAGAAGAGCUUUUCAAUUUGGUCGUUUAUUGGCAGUAAAAACACAUAUUAUUUCAGUUGUGACUCUUCCUUUAUAUUGGAAUUGGUGAUGGAAGAUUGCGGCAUUAGGUAAUAUAUAUAUCUCUGAUUAUAUCACACGAGCGCGUUAAUGUACUGGAGCCGAAGCGGUUGAGUACUGACUGAUAUGAUAUCAACAGCAAGAAUGUUUUGUAAAACUACAGUAAAAGCGGAACUUCAAGAUUGAUUGACACACGCUGAGGGACUGAGCAUUUGCCCUCCACGGAAAUAGCCGUCUUACAAAGUGGAAAUAUAUAAACGACCAGAAAAUAUUUGGCAUAGAAAAGAAAAAUCGAUGGAGUUGAAGAACGUAAGCUUGAGCACGCAGUCUUCUUCUUUAAGGACGUGCUAUCCGUUCAGCUCUGUGUGGGUUUACAGAAGCGAUCUCAUCAAGGCUUGUAUCAUGGCUAGCUUCGUAGAAGGAAUCAUUCUCGUGCCUAUUACUAUAGCAAACUUUCUGGUCAUCGCAGGAAUUUGUCGAACACGCUCCCUUCAUUCCCCAGCGAAUUUUCUGAUAUGUGCUCUAGCUUUUUCGGAUUUUGGAGUCGGGAUUCUUGCCUUACCUUUUCACUUAGCAUCCAAUGCUUUUCUCUUGGGAGACGAUUUUGGUGGAUGGUGCCUUUCGACUAGGAUUGCUUACGGUCUAGGCGUUCUUCUCGCUGCUGUUUCUUUAGUAACGAUUGCAGCAGUUAGUAUCGAAAGAACUGUGGCAUUGUACAUGGCGUUGCGCUAUGAGAUGAUUGCGACGAAUGCUAAAGUAAUCAUCUUUACAACCCUAACUUGGAUAGCCAUGGCUUUGGUCUCUGUUGUCCAAUUUGUGGAUCUAUUUUCAUAUCAACUUACAGCGGCUUUUAUCACAUUUGUGUGCUUUACAAUAAGCUCUUACUGUUGUUUGAAGAUCUACUAUGUUAUACGACAUCACAGAACACAAAUUACUAUUCAAGAAUAUGCAUCCGAGUACCAAUCCACGACUAAUCCAAACGACAACGAAAAGAGUAACAGUGCUGUACAGAAGAAAAAGUCUUCUACAUCUUUGCUAUGUCUCUAUGGAUUAUUUCUGCUGUGUUAUUCUCCUUACAUUGGAGUUCAACUAGCUUUGAUCCUAAGUGUUGAUAAUAGUCAUGUUCAUGCGGCUGAGAUCACUACAGUCAGCAUCGUAUUUAUCAACUCUGUGCUCAACCCUAUAUUGUAUUGCUGGAGAAUGAGAGAUAUACGUCGUGCAAUGAUUUCUGUUCUACCAUCUUGUCUUAAACGAAAUAGAAUCGAAAACAACUGCAGUGCGGGGCGAAGUGUCACCAGAGCUUCAGUUAACACCAAGAAUAUGUUACAGAAAAGUUAGCCCGGCGUCAUGCAAUCACAAGCUUUCUCCAAAACUAAAACUAAAAGGAAUGGCCAAACUUAAAAAUAAAAAUAGAAAAAAAGAUUCGCCCCCAAAAAAAUCACUAAAACUUCUGGGAAGCCAUACAUUGUUAAAGUUGCAUUCAUCUUGACUUUUAAAUCGAAAAAAACAAAAACAAAAACAAAAAAAAACAAAAAAAAAAACAAAAAAAAAAAAACGUAAUUUAUUUGUUAUGCACUGAGUAAACUCGAGGUUCUAAAAAAGAUCAUUGGAGUUUGUUUAUUCGCAUGUUGGAAUUAUUGCUUUUGGAUUAAGUUACAAAAAUAUUAUAAACAUUUUGUUCUAGUAUAUGAUUAGGUCUACACCACAUCACAUUAACGUUUUAACGAGGAGGAAAAUGAGAGCUAUAAGGAAUGAAACAGCUGCCAAAAUGAAGAGAAAGAGGAAGUUGUAAAAACCAGAAGGAACCAUUAACGCUGACUCUUCGACAAAGAUAUUUCGCUUAUCGGUCAAAAGUGUAAGAUUUUCAAUGAGAUAAAUAAAAUAUUAAGACAUUUUUCGCUUA